Letharia columbiana is the source of this 2004-nucleotide messenger RNA. RefSeq lists its product as uncharacterized. Lineage: Eukaryota; Fungi; Ascomycota; Lecanoromycetes; Lecanorales; Parmeliaceae. Gene Ontology annotation, biological process: regulation of GTPase activity; signal transduction. Gene Ontology annotation, cellular component: cytoplasm. The record is from RefSeq and is a predicted model, not a curated record. The transcript has 8 exons. Bases 1 to 2004 code for a protein of 667 amino acids.
AUGGAGCAGCGGGAUUCGCUUGAGCACUCCUCUUCUGAGAAUCUUGCCCUACAAUCUACGCUGAAUGGAUCUGGAUACAAUGGUGGAAUUGAGGUGCCGACCAGCGGACAGACAACGCUUGCGCCACAGCCCACCCUUCCUAACAAUGAGUCCUCCCCCGUCGUGGAUAGCGUUCUACAGUCUGAUAUUGGCAUCAACACUCUGCUCGCCCGUCUAAAGCAGAGCGUUGCAUCGGCAAGGGAAUUUGCAGGUUUCUUGAAGAAGAGAUCUACUCUCGAGGAGGAACAAGCGCAGGGCCUCAAAAAGCUGUGCAGGAGUAGCCACGAGUCGGUAAAGCGACCCGACAACAGACAAGGCUCUUACGCCCAGAACUACGAUGAGAUUCUCGGCAUCCAUGACCGCAUGGCAGACAAUGGUGUUCAAUUUGCGCUGUCCCUCCACCAAAUGCAUGAGGAUCUCCAUGAUCUGGCCGCAAAUAUGGAGCGCGGUCGUAAGCAUUGGAAGCAGAACGGCUUGAGCGCAGAGAAGAGGGUGCAAGACUCUGAGUCAUUGAUGGAGAAGGCUAAAUCCAAAUAUGACUCGCUGGCUGAAGACUAUGACCGCACUCGAACAGGCGACAAGCAAUCCGGGCGAGUCUUUGGACUGAAAGGGCCGAAGUCUGCAGCCCAGCACGAAGAGGAUCUGCUCAGAAAACUCCAGCAGGCCGACUCUGAUUAUUCGUCUAAAGUGCAGAGCGCAAAGAACCAGCGACAGGAGCUGGUCAGCACCCUUCGUCCUCAAGCUGUCCGGGCGCUUCGAGACCUAAUAAAUGAGUGCGACUCUGGCUUGACCCUCCAAUUGCAGAAGUUUGCUUCAUUCAACGAGAGACUUCUCUUAAGUAACGGACUCUGCGUUAGCCCACUCAAGGGCCAGAGCAAUGAUCUGGGUUCGCGGAGUCUACGCGAUGUCGUUUUCCAAAUCGAUAAUGCAAGGGAUCUAAAUAACUACGUGUCUAGCUUCGCUUCCAAGGUUGGCAACUUAGGGGAAAUCAAAUACGAGCGUCACCCAACACUCACGUCUCCACAACAGACCCCAUCUCCUAUCAAUACUCGUACACAACCCAUGCCAAGUCAACAAACUUCAACAUUCAGCUCUUCGGGACAGACAAGUCAGCCGGGGUUUCUGCAAGGUCAGAGCUUUUCCCAGGCCUCGGCACCGCCGUCAGCUCCAUCUGGAUCUGUUUCGAAUACUGUGCCUCAGAAUGGCAUGAAUCGCUCACCGCAAGAUCAAAAUUUCCCAUCAAUGGGUGCUGGCGGUCCCUCGCAACUCCCUUCAGCUCAGACGGCUGCACCAUUAUACUCGCAGCCUCCGACACCCAUCGGCAUGGGAGCAUUACAGAACAACAAUUCCAGUACCAGCCUUCCUGCUUUGAGGCCGGUUUUUGGUCUUUCGCUUGAAGACUUGCUUAAACGAGACGGCUCCGCUAUACCAUUUGUAGUCUACCAGUGCAUCCAGGCUGUUGAUCUAUAUGGCUUAGAAGUCGAGGGAAUAUACCGACUUUCUGGUUCUUCCGCGCACGUUUCAAAGCUCCGAUCAAUAUUUGACAACGACUCAAACCAGCUGGACUUCCGCAACCCGGAAGCGUUCUACCACGACGUCAAUAGCGUCGCUGGCUUACUAAAGCAAUUUUUCCGAGACCUGCCCGAUCCCUUGCUGACACGCGAGCAUUACCAAGGGUUCAUUGAAGCCGCACGCAUCGAUGAUGAUAUAACCCGCCGCGAUUCAAUGCACGCUAUCAUCAACAGUCUACCAGACCCAAAUUAUGCUACUCUUCGAGCUUUGACGUUGCAUUUGAAUCGAGUACAGGAGCACUCUGCCGUAAAUCGAAUGAAUGCUGGAAACCUGGCCAUUAUAUUCGGGCCAACACUUAUGGGCACAGGCCCGAAUGUGGCGGAUGCUGGAUGGCAAGUUCGGGUCAUCGACACAAUCUUGCAGAAUACCUAUCAGAUCUUCGACGACGAUUGA